Molecule: messenger RNA, 711 nt
Organism: Lathyrus oleraceus (garden pea)
Lineage: Eukaryota; Viridiplantae; Streptophyta; Magnoliopsida; Fabales; Fabaceae
Product: protein MAIN-LIKE 1-like
Exons: 3
Coding region: 1-711 (236 amino acids)
Biological process (GO): meristem development; meristem maintenance
Source: RefSeq, a predicted model, not a curated record
AUGUAUGGAGGGAGAAGAGUCAAUAGGCGUCAGGUUUCACCAGUGUCACCUCUUAUUGUUGAUGUUGUUGAUCCACUCCCACCUUUUACUAUUGCGUAUGUUGAUCCAGUGCCACCUCCGGAGGGUGAGGCUGUUGCGGGUGCCGAGCCAGAGAAGUUUCUUAACCAUGAGAGGAAGAUUAAUGCAUUUACUCAGCCGAAUGAGGAAUGGUUUCGAUCAGUUUUGUCCUUAUCUGGCCUGAAGGACUUGUACAUGAUCAGUUAUACUACGGUCAACCACAAGAUGCUUAAUGAAUUGGUGGAGAGAUGGAACUCGGAGACCUCGUUAUUUUAUCUCCCGCAUGGUGAGAUGUCUAUCACACUUGAUGAUGUCUCGUGUUUGCUACAUCUUUCGAUCAGAGGGAGAUUUCUAGAUCAUGAUAGGAUGGCCAAAGACGAGGCACCCGAGAUAAUGAUAGAGUAUCUAGGGGUUGAUCCAGGGGAGGCGAUGGAUGAGUUGGAUAAGAUCAGGGGUGCUCAUGCUAGAUUUGUAUACCUAAAGAAGGUAUAUGAGGAUGCGCUCUUGAGUGCACACCAGGCUGAUGGUGAUGAUGAGCCGGUGGCGCUCCACACCUCGUAUGCAUUGAGAGUAUACCUGCUUUAUUUGGUUGGAACUACGAUUUUUAUGGACAAGAGUGUCACAUAUACAGACGUCAUCUAUGAGUACAAUUGA